UCUGCUUUGCGAUUUUCUUCAACUCAACAGGUCUGGCGUACAUGUUUGUGUAAAGCACUUCUUCCUUCCAUUCUGCCUCGGGGCGCAGCUGCGGAGACAUACAAUCGGCAACGAACGAAGCAGGCGAGCGCGCGGUAAUUGGCAGACCGAAUAGGCAAAUCGGAAGGCGUCAGUGAGAUGACUAUGCGACCGAGGAAGGCGGAUUGGUGGCAGGGAGAAAACCCGGGUGGAAACACCAAGGAAAGGGUGCAGAACGAUGUGCUCAAGGGAGGCUUUACCAAAUUCCUUGAAGAAGACGCCAAGGUCCAUGAACGAAGCGCCCUGCUUUCCUGGCUACAAGCCGCCGAGGUGGUGGAAGCGGUGAAAACGUCCAACACCACCGCACGCGUCACCUACCGCUUCACCGUCCAGCGCACCUAUCUGAACCCCGGAGGCACACUGCAAGGCGGCAUGGCGGCCUCCAUGUUUGAUACUGGCACCAGCAUCAUGCUGCAGAUGAUCCGGAGGAGGGAUUUUUGGUGGCAUUUUGGGACGACGAGGACCUUGAACGUCACGUAUCUCCGCCCGGCUGCAGAGGGCGAGGUGUUGCUGAUGGAAUGCGAGAUUGUGCAUGCCGGCAAGGCCAUGUGCCUGAUAACGGCGAAGCUCGUGCGCGAGUCCGACCGGGCGUUGAUAUGCACGUGCGAGCACCAGAAGUUUAACAUUGAUCCGGUGCCAGCCAAGAUGUGAGGUUUGCAUGAAGACAA
Neohortaea acidophila is the source of this 746-nucleotide messenger RNA. Its product is annotated as HotDog domain-containing protein. Gene Ontology annotation, molecular function: fatty acyl-CoA hydrolase activity. The coding region runs from base 178 to 729 and encodes 183 amino acids. Lineage: Eukaryota; Fungi; Ascomycota; Dothideomycetes; Mycosphaerellales; Teratosphaeriaceae. The transcript has 3 exons. The record is from RefSeq and is a predicted model, not a curated record.